AUGUUCAGACAUCCGUCGGCGGCGUUCCAGAUAGCGCGCCCGUUCCGGGCAAAACUCCGCCGCUCGUUCGCGACGGUGCAGGACACCCCUGUUCGUCGCUACGGCGGCCUCAAAGACCAGGACCGCAUCUUCACCAACGCCUACUGCAGGCAUGACCACGGCAUAAAGGGCGCUCAGUCGCGCGGUGACUGGCACCGGACGAAGGACAUCAUUCUCAAGGGCGACUCCUGGAUCAUCCAAACCAUCAAGGACUCUGGUCUGCGCGGCCGUGGAGGUGCCGGCUUCCCCUCGGGUCUCAAGUGGAGCUUCAUGAACAAGCCGGGCUGGGAGAAGGACCCUCGUCCACGCUACCUCGUUGUCAACGCGGACGAGGGCGAACCCGGCACCUGCAAGGACCGCGAGAUCAUGCGCGGCGACCCGCACAAGCUCGUCGAGGGCUGCCUCGUCGCCGGGCGCGCCAUGAACGCUUCGGCCGCAUACAUAUACAUCCGCGGCGAGUUCUACCAGGAGGCGAGCCACGUCCAGCAGGCGAUCAACGAGGCGUACGCCGCGGGCUUGCUCGGCAAGAACGCGUGCGGGUCCGGGUACGCAUUCGACGUCUACCUCCACCGCGGCGCCGGCGCGUACAUCUGUGGUGAGGAGACGGCGCUCAUCGAGUCGAUCGAGGGCAAGCAAGGCAAGCCGCGCCUCAAGCCGCCCUUCCCGGCCGAUGUGGGUCUCUUCGGGUGCCCCACGACGGUGGCGAACGUGGAGACGGUCGCGGUCGCGCCGACCAUCUGCAGGCGCGGGGCGCCGUGGUUCGCGGGCUUCGGGCGAGAGCGAAACCAGGGUACGAAGUUGUUCUGCAUCUCGGGGCACGUCAACAACCCGUGCGUGGUCGAGGAGGAGAUGAGCAUCCCGCUCAAGGACUUGAUUGAGAAGCAUUGCGGCGGUGUCAUCGGCGGGUGGGACAACCUGCUCGGUAUCAUCCCCGGUGGCUCCUCCGUUCCGGUGCUCCCGAUUGACAAGUGCUCGGAGGUUUUGAUGGACUACGACUCGCUCAAGGACGCGCAGUCUGGUCUCGGUACCGGUGCGGUCAUCGUCAUGGACAAGAGCACGGACAUUGUCAAGGCCAUCGCGCGUUUCGCUCACUUCUACAAACACGAGUCCUGCGGUCAGUGCACGCCCUGCCGCGAGGGCACGACAUGGAUGAUGAACAUGAUGGACCGCUUCGCGGAGGGUCGCGGGCACCAGCGCGAGAUCGACAUGCUGCUCGAGCUCACAAAGCAGAUCGAGGGCCGGACGAUCUGCGCACUGGGCGACGCGGCGGCGUGGCCCAUCCAGGGCCUCAUGCGCCACUUCCGUCCGGAGGUGGAGGCGCGCAUCGCGGGCUUCCGCGCCGCGAACGGGCCUGUGAUGUUCGGUGGGCGGAUGGUGAGCGACGCGGACCAGACGCUUGCGCUGCCGGACAACCUGGGCGCGCGCUUGCCUGAGGUUGGGUCACCGCAGGCGUAG
Epithele typhae is the source of this 1494-nucleotide messenger RNA. RefSeq names its product NADH-ubiquinone oxidoreductase. The record is from RefSeq and is a predicted model, not a curated record. Gene Ontology annotation, molecular function: NAD binding; FMN binding; 4 iron, 4 sulfur cluster binding. Lineage: Eukaryota; Fungi; Basidiomycota; Agaricomycetes; Polyporales; Epitheliaceae. Bases 1 to 1494 code for a protein of 497 amino acids. The transcript is spliced from 6 exons.